AUGCCGCAGAUACGCCUACCGCGCAGUCCAGGUCCAGCCAGCCCCUUGCUCGGCGCAGACCAGGACGCGUUCGACUUCCCCCGACCGCGCAGACGCUGCUCGCGCUCGCUCGUCGUCCUCGCCCCUCUCGCCCUCGCAGCGACCGUGGCACUCGCGCACUCGACGGGGAGACUGCCAGACUCGGUGCAGGCGUAUGCUGAACGGAUACCGGACUUGCGCAUCUGGCGCGUGCAGGGAGGCGAGCCUGAGAAGGUCGUCGAGGAGGAGGUCGUUGGACAGGACGAGGUGCUCGAGCCAGAAGUGCGCGUCGAGGAGGAGGAGCAGGAAGAGCCUCUGCCGCGGAUACGGUGGAGCAAGGAGGACAAGAAACUGCGGAGGUACACCUGGACGACGCCAAAGGUCCACAGCAGCUUGAGCAGGAUGCUGGAGGAGCUGUCGCCCUCGCAAAAUCAGACCCGCGAAUGGCUGUUGCGCAGCCGGACGAACACGACGGGCGGAACUGGCGUCGGGUUGGGUGCAGACGACCCGCCUCGACGGAUACGACCUGCUCCUGCGUUGACUGCACAUUCGUACGCGCCGAACGAGUCGGAAGGACCGGGCCUGUUUGGGAACGGCUCGUAUGAGAAAUACGAGGACCUGCUGCAGGAAUGGCGAACGGGUCGGCCGGGCGAAGUGUGUGAGAAGGGCUUGUGGGAGGACGAGUACGCCGAGAUGCACGCCGCCAUGCUCAACCGGUCGCGGAAGGCGAGCUUGCUCGAGUACGUCUGUCGGCAGGGCGAGUAUUGCGGAGGAUUUGCGGAUCGGAUCCUCGGCAUGACAAGCUCAUUCCUCUACUCGAUCCUGACAAAGCGCGCCUUUUCCAUCACUUGGGAGCAACCCGCUCCCGUCGACCUCUUCUUCGACUCGCCCUACAUCGACUGGUCCCGCCCCUUCAACAAGACUUCCAGCACGCCCGUCCACCCCGUCUACAAGGACCGCAAGCUCUUGAAGAACCGGACGGAGGUCAACGCGCAUAACUGGGAGCCGCCGCAGGUCGACGAGUUUAUGCCGACGUUUGUUGACCAGUUCGGCGGGAACAAGAACACGUCGUGGUUGCAGCUCGACUUCAACCGCGGCGUCAUCAUCCGCUCCUUCUCGUACCCCAAAAUCGGCGAAACCAUGUCCUCGCUCGGGUUCAAGAUGACCACCGCCUACUCGUGCCUCAUCAACUACCUUCUCCGCCCGAAACCCGCCGUCCUCGCUUUCAUCGCGCAGUACACCUCGUUCUUCGCGCUGCCUGAGAACUACGUGAUCGGGAUCCAGAUCAGGACGGGUGACUUGUCGAUGUGGGCCGACUACAAAGACGCCGUCAACUCCGUCCACAAGUACCAACAAUACUUCACGUGCGCCGACUCGGUCGCGCGAACCUACGCUCACCCGUCCCAAAAAAUCGUCUACUACUUGAUCACCGACAGCCACAAGCUCGAGCGAGACGUUCUCCGCCGCUACGGCGAUCGAGUCGUCGUGACGGGGUUGAAGCAGGCGCAUGUCGAGAUCAAGACGGAUAGGUCGGAUGGGUUGCAGGCUAUCAAGAAGGUUGCGGAUGGGUUUAUGCGCACCGUCGCCGAGAGCUGGAUCUUUGCGGGAACCGACUUCCAGAUCCUCACCCAACGCAGCGGGUUCGGCAAGAUCCCGACCUGGCUCCGCGGCAAAGAAGGCACGACAAUUGCGCUGUUCAACGAAGGAACCGACCCGGAGUUCACGGCGCAGUACAAGGCCGCGAACGAGGGUCGGUUGCCUCCGCCUAUCGACUGCUCGAAACCCGAGGCGCUCGUCACGUUCAAGCAGAUGGCGCAGGACUGGUCGCUCGGCUAG
This is a messenger RNA of Rhodotorula toruloides NP11, 1854 nucleotides long. RefSeq names its product putative glycosyltransferase. The transcript is spliced from 9 exons. Gene Ontology annotation, cellular component: membrane. Gene Ontology annotation, biological process: cell wall biogenesis; protein N-linked glycosylation. Lineage: Eukaryota; Fungi; Basidiomycota; Microbotryomycetes; Sporidiobolales; Sporidiobolaceae. The coding region runs from base 1 to 1854 and encodes 617 amino acids. Gene Ontology annotation, molecular function: galactoside 2-alpha-L-fucosyltransferase activity; alpha-(1->6)-fucosyltransferase activity. The record is from RefSeq and is a predicted model, not a curated record.